AUGUCAAGUGAAUCUGAUCAACUACAAUUUAUAAUCAAUUUUAUAAGAACUCAUAUUAUUACUUGGUAUGGUGUACUUAUAAUAAGUACUUCAUUAUAUUUUGGUGGUUUAUAUAUAAAAAGAGAAAUAUUUAGAAGAAAACAUGGUUGUAAAGAACCACAAGUUUAUCCAGAUGGUGGAUUUUUAGGUAUAAAAUUAGGUUAUGAUUUACAACAUUAUAAAAAAACUGGUGAAUUAAUUGAUUUUCCAUUAAAACUAUUUAAAAAAUAUGGUAAUAAAGAAACUUUUAGUGCUUAUUUAUUUGGUGUAAGAGUUGUUGUUACAACUGAACCAGAAAAUUUAAAAGCUAUAUUAGCAACUCAAUUUAAUGAUUUUAGUUUAGGUACAAGACAUGCACAUUUUGCUCCUUUAUUAGGUGAUGGUAUUUUUACAUUAGAUGGUAAUGGAUGGAAAGAUUCAAGAGCUAUGUUAAGACCACAAUUUGCAAGAGAACAAAUUUCUCAUGUACAAAUAAUUGAACCUCAUUUACAAAUUUUAAAAAAACAUAUUGAUAAAAAUAAAGGUAAAAUAUUUGAUAUUCAAGAAUUAUUUUUUAGAUUAACUGUUGAUACAAGUACUGAAUUUUUAUUUGGAGAAAGUGUUCAUUCUUUAUAUGAUGAUUCAGUUGGUUUAAAAUGUGAUGAUCAAGUUGCUGGUUUUGCUGAUGCUUUUAAUGAAGCUCAAAAAGCAUUAGCUGUUAGAACUUAUUUACAAGUUUUAUAUUUUUUAUAUAAUCCACCAUCAUUUUGGAAAAGUACUAAAGUUGUUCAUAAUUUUGCAAAAACUUUUGUUAAUAAAGCUUUAAGUUUAACUCCUUCAGAAUUAGAAGCAAAAGAAAAAGAAGGUUAUAUAUUUUUAUAUGAAUUAUCAAAACAUACAAGAGAUCCAAAAAUUUUACAAGAUCAAUUAUUAAAUAUUUUAGUUGCUGGUAGAGAUACAACUGCUGGUUUAUUAUCUUUUUGCUUUUUUGAAUUAUCAAGACAUCCUCAUAUUUGGGAAAAAUUAAAAGAAGAUAUUUAUUUACAUUUUGGUUCAGGUGAUGAUAUUGAUUUAUCUUCAAUAACUUUUGAAACUUUGAAAAAAUGUAAUUAUUUAAAAUGGGUUUUAAAUGAAACUUUAAGACUAUAUCCUUCAGUUCCAAUUAAUUUUAGAGUUGCAACAAAAGAUACUACAUUACCAUUAGGUGGUGGUGAAGAUGGUUCAUCGCCAGUUUUUGUUGGAAAAGGUACAACAGUUGCUUAUGCUCCUUAUGUUUUACAAAGAAUGGAAAAAUAUUAUGGUAAAGAUUCUGAACAAUUUAAACCUGAAAGAUGGGAAAAUAUUCCAAAAUUAGGUUGGGCUUAUUUACCUUUUAAUGGUGGUCCAAGAAUUUGUUUAGGUCAACAAUUUGCUUUAACUGAAGCAAGUUAUGUUAUUGUUAGAUUAGCUCAAAUGUAUCCAAAUUUAAUUUGUGGUGAUAAAAGACCUGAUCCAUGUAUGAAAUUGAUUCAUUUAACAAUGAGUCAUAUGGAUGGUGUUCAUAUUGGUAUGAGUAAAUAA
Molecule: messenger RNA, 1578 nt
Organism: Lodderomyces jiufengensis
Lineage: Eukaryota; Fungi; Ascomycota; Pichiomycetes; Serinales; Debaryomycetaceae
Product: cytochrome P450
Exons: 1
Coding region: 1-1578 (525 amino acids)
Molecular function (GO): heme binding; oxidoreductase activity, acting on paired donors, with incorporation or reduction of molecular oxygen, reduced flavin or flavoprotein as one donor, and incorporation of one atom of oxygen; iron ion binding
Source: RefSeq, a predicted model, not a curated record